Molecule: messenger RNA, 846 nt
Organism: Thunnus maccoyii (southern bluefin tuna)
Lineage: Eukaryota; Metazoa; Chordata; Actinopteri; Scombriformes; Scombridae
Product: transmembrane protein 272-like
Exons: 6
Coding region: 291-758 (155 amino acids)
Source: RefSeq, a predicted model, not a curated record
CAUCCUUUACAAUUUAAAAUGCAUCUUUACAUGUAAAAGUCCUGCAUUCAAAAUCUUCAAAGAAGCCACAGCCUUCAUGACAUCACUUGGAGUGUAACGGACCCUGACCAACCUAAGGUGCUAUUUCUUGGACAGGCAUGGAAAAGGAGAUAUGGGGGUUUCAAGCUGAGUGUAUUGUCUGGAGCCUACAGAGAGAAAGGGCUGAACCACGAGCCUCACUCAAACCUGUUGAGCCACCAGAGACGAAGUGCAGCUCAUCUGACACACAGCAAGCCUGAUCAUUACUGACAAUGCCAGAGUAUGAGCCAGACCUCAGCACACUUGAUAAUAAAAAAAAAGUAUGUUUGCUGGUGAUUACAUGCAUCAUUACUGUUCCUCAGAUAGCAGUAGGAGCAGUGUACAAAGAUGACUGCCCACGGCAGCCCUACAUCCCCAUCUAUUUAAUGGUAAUGGGAGCAGCCCUGCUGCUGUUCAUGGUCUACAAUCUGGCCUGCAGUAGCGGCAAUAGCGACAGCAUCAUCAGGCACAUCUGGCACAGCAUGCUGAUUUUCUUCUUCUUGUCCUUGUUCAUUGCUGGUAAUGUGUGGGUUUACUCCAUCUACGAACCCAGUUACAAUAAGACAACCAGCGUGGAACUCUACUGUGAUAAGACAGUCUACCUGUUGGCCUUCUGGUCCAUCAACCUGUUCUAUAUCCUGUUAGGUCUCAUGAUUUUGUUGUUCUGUUGCCGAGGCCUCCUUGCAAACAGCGCCACUUAAUAGCAGUAAUGAAAAGUAUAUUAAUCUGUGUUUUCAUGUGUGUCUGAUGCACAUUCUGGAGAUAUUAAAAUCACCUCAAGCACCAGCA